AGCCUUUCCCUCGGAAACAAGGGAAAACAGUUCUACUGGAGAUGAGCAAGCAAGUGCUUCAAACGCUUCCGUUGGCGAAAGGGAAGGACAUCCACAACCGCACGGCAAAGCUAGCCUUGUACAAGGAAUGUCUCGCACUGGCCUACCUGGUGCGCGACCAACUGGUGCGGGAGCACACACUUCGCGAGGUGCGCGAGAAGUGGUUUGAGCACCGCGGGGAUGGCGGUCACACCCUGCAGCUGCAAGUGGCGAGCUGCCUCGACCGCAUCUCGUACGGACGCAUGUGCCACUCCAAGGCACGGCAGCGUCUUCUGCCCAACGCCAGCGAGACGUACGACUGGGGGAUUGUGAACCCGAUGGAAAACCACGAGAAGCUUAUCCGCCGUCGCGAGGAGCGGCAGAGCCCUGACGCAUUCAAUCACAGUCGAGGCAACCGCGACUUUGUGCCUGUGUCGAACUGGGGCUACGGCAACAUGGACCCCGACGCGGUGGCGAAGCAUAAGGAGCUGACGGACCGGCAGCACUUCAUUGGGCCGCAUUGGCGCGACCGGCCAAAGCCGAUGGUGCUGGAGGACCUGAGUUUUGAGGAGGAGCUCUACGUUCACUUUCAAGCAAAACCGAAGAUGCGCAAGACCCCCAAGAAACACUUUUAG
This is a messenger RNA of Leptomonas pyrrhocoris, 653 nucleotides long. RefSeq lists its product as hypothetical. NCBI's taxonomy places the organism in Eukaryota, Euglenozoa, Kinetoplastea, Trypanosomatida, Trypanosomatidae. The record is from RefSeq and is a predicted model, not a curated record. The transcript has a single exon. The coding region runs from base 42 to 653 and encodes 203 amino acids.